UUAUUAAGUGCAGCAGAGACAGUGGCUUGUCUCACAGUGCGGGGAGCACAGGCACAUAAGUGAGCUCUUGCACUUCAGCUCUGAUGAUCAUCUAUCCCCUACCAUAUAACAAUACAGAGUUGAGUAGAUAUUAGCAAAGCAACUGGUCUAACUAGAAUGCAAAUGAAAAACUACACAAAGUGGAGCGGAAUAUCAGAACAAGGAUUACAACAUUGUAUCUAAUUUAGCAAGAAAGAAUUGGCACGUUUUUAAUUAGAAAGAGACGUGGAAUCACAUGAGCCUAAAGGGGAAUUCUACUGAUGUCUUAUAGGAGAAGACUUGGAAGUUUAUGGACCCAGAACAUCAUUAUCCUGUACCAUUAUCCUGUACACUUUGCUACCACCUGCUCAACAUCUAAGAUAUGUGGACAUUAUUUGACCAUUGCAUCACCUUAAAUACACCUGUGAAAAAAAACAGUAAUAACAGAAAAGGACCAUUGGGAAAACAAAACACCCAUCAGUAACACAUCAAGUGGCCUUUACGCACCAAGCAUGGGGUUAUAAAAUGUAGGCCAGAAGAAAUUUAAAAAAGAAAUCUUCGCUCAUUAAGUUCAGGAUGGAGAACUUUCGCCGGGUCCAAGUAGUUGAUGAAGAUGAUGGACAGCCUCUGCCUUUUAAGAAUCUUCACCCAGAUGUAGUGAAAAUGAGAGUGAAAGAAGGCAGCAAAAUCCGUAACCUCGUUGGGUACGCAGUUACCCACAUGUUGUCAGAGGAAAAUGGGCAGAUUGUUUUCAGUGCUUAUGGACGAGGAGUAACCAAAGCUGUCACCUGUGUAGAAAUACUGAAGCGAAAAAUAGGUGGUCUUCACCAGGUCACCAAAGUGCAAUAUAAGAUAGUGCAGGAGGUGUGGGAGCAGAAGGGGCCAAAAGUUCAGCAUCCAGCUCCACGACUCAAUGUACAAAAAAAUUACCCAUCAAUCAAUAUCCUCCUUUCCAAGGAACCCCUUGACCCACAAGAAGAAGGAUACCAACCCCCACAGUCCAUGGCCCUUAAAGAGACUGGAAAAAGGUUUCCUUUGUCUCAUUCUGAACAUUGUGCCCCAAAGAAGAAGACAGAAGAAUCUGAGGGAUGUUACUAAAGUUGUAAAUGCCUAUGGCACCAGUUAUACCUCAGGAACAACAGUCACCUACUAACAUACUUAAGACAAGGAAUAUUUCCAAUAUGUCCUUUUUAAAGAAACUCUUAUAGUUACUUUCAUCUUCAUUUAGAUAAUGCUACAGUGUUGGAAACAGACCUUCAAAUCUGCUAGAUCUUAUCACUGAGAAACAGAUCUGUUGGGGCAUAUUUACUAUAGUGUGUAUGCCAACAUGACCGGUGAUGUUGCUCAUAGCAACCAAUCAGCAAUUGGAUUUGAACAGCCACCUACAGGUUAGAAGACAAAAGCAAAAGCAGCUUAUGGCAGCAUAAAAGGUGAAUCAGUCACAAAAUGAGUUUGUUCUAUUUUAAAGCUGUUUGUGGAAUGUAGUACAGGUGUGAAAUCUAUUAUCUAUAGUAUCUAUUAUUUUUGAUCAAUAAUGCUCCAAAAUAUAGGAAUGCCUUUUCCCAUAGACUCCAUUUUAAGUUGUCCUACACUGAGAUUUGUGAUUUGCACAUCAGCAGUAAACGAGGUACAUACAACAUGAAUUCUCCCUACAGCACAAUUAAAAUGAGUGUGGUGGACGGAGACUACCAGAGUAGUGCAUUAGGGAGUACAAAAGGCAAAAAAACUGUAGCAGCCACAAUGGAACAAAAUUUUCCCUUGUAUGUCAGUGAGCAAUUCUGAGCAUGAGGAGAGAUAUCUGACAUGUGCUAUACAUAGCCAAAGUUUAUAUAAAAUCAAAAACUAGACAUAAACUUUUGAGGUCAAAAAGUGUUUUGAAGCCCCUGAUCCUUACAUUUGUGAAGAAAUUAAAUGCAUGAGCUCACUAAAAGCCUGUGGCCAGCAGUCCUUCGGUACUUGAGUUGUGGCACCCAGCUCCUGUGACAUAGCUGCUGUCAGUUUUAUUGAUGACAGUGCCAGUAAAGCCCAGUUUCACUGAUUCCCUCUGCUUCACUUGCCCUAAAGCUAACCAAAACAUUUUCUAAUAAUGCUUUUCAUUUUGGACUUGUCAAAGGCACUUAAAGCUACUAGGCUAAAGGCUUGAUUAUAUUAGCUGUGAUAAUUACUCUGUGUCACUGUGUUUCAUGUUGAUGGAAUAAAGCUAUGCUCAUAAAUGGGUUAAUAUUU
Molecule: messenger RNA, 2244 nt
Organism: Xenopus tropicalis (tropical clawed frog)
Lineage: Eukaryota; Metazoa; Chordata; Amphibia; Anura; Pipidae
Gene: rpp25
Product: ribonuclease P and MRP subunit p25
Exons: 2
Coding region: 595-1116 (173 amino acids)
Cellular component (GO): nucleus
Molecular function (GO): nucleic acid binding
Source: RefSeq, a predicted model, not a curated record